UAUGGAAUUGGAGGAGGCUGAAAUAGAAAUGGACAUUCUUCAGAAGGAACAUGCACUACAGGAGUCACCUAAAGAUUCCAAGGAGCAUCAGCUUCCUUGUCUAGACACUUCUACGAAGGAUGGUAACCGUCUCCAGCAAAUAAAGGAUUGCAUCCGUUCCUUUGAGAAGUCCAAACUCAGAGAAGAAAUAGUAGCCCGCAGGCAAAAGAAACUUCUUGUGAGACAUGCUCGUCAAAAAUACUUAGAAGAGGCAGCUUUAAGAGAAGCAGAACUUUUGCAAGAACUUGAUAGAGAGAGGACUACUGAAGCAGAAAGGGAGAUUGAGAGACAGCGGUUGCUGGAAGCUGAGCGUGCAAAAACCAGAGACCUGCGCCACAAUCUUGAUAUGGAGAAGGAAAAGCAACACAGGCAAUGA
Vitis riparia (riverbank grape) is the source of this 415-nucleotide messenger RNA. RefSeq names its product protein HOS4-like. The record is from RefSeq and is a predicted model, not a curated record. The coding region runs from base 2 to 415 and encodes 137 amino acids. NCBI's taxonomy places the organism in Eukaryota, Viridiplantae, Streptophyta, Magnoliopsida, Vitales, Vitaceae. The transcript has 5 exons.